This is a messenger RNA of Drosophila willistoni, 2072 nucleotides long. RefSeq names its product protein commissureless 1 (gene comm). NCBI's taxonomy places the organism in Eukaryota, Metazoa, Arthropoda, Insecta, Diptera, Drosophilidae. Gene Ontology annotation, biological process: axon guidance. The record is from RefSeq and is a predicted model, not a curated record. Bases 370 to 1563 code for a protein of 397 amino acids. The transcript has 2 exons.
AGUCAACAACGAGCCAUCACAGAGAACGGACGCUUCUGCGCACGAGAAUUGUGAAAUAUUUUGACAAAAUUACCGAAAACCGAAAAUCGUCGAGAAUCGAGAAUUUAUGACUAGACAACGUUAAUCGUUUCGUUUACAAUUUUUUUUUUUUACGUCUUUUACGAAAGAAUUUAAUAUUUUUUGUCUGUUGUUGUUAAUGUGUGUGAGAAACUGAACCAUAAAAAAAAUAAAUAUAUAAAAAUAGAAAUAAUAAUACAAAAUAAUACAAAGAAGAAAAACCUUUACGCAAAUUAUAGUGGACAAGUGCGCUGGUCCUUAACAAAAAUAAACAAAUAAACCAAAAAAAUAAAAAGGAGACAAAAAACAACAAUGGAGACAACAACCACUUUGGCAACUCCUACUGAGGAAAUUUAUGCAGAAUUUAUUGCCGCACCGGCAAGUAGCAUGAGCCCUUCGGCAAUUGCAGAACAUAUGCAACAGAAUCAAAUCACAUUCGAGAUACCCACGGCUCAUGAUUUGCGGCACAUUGAUGCGAUGCAUUCAUCAUCAUCAUCAUCGUCGUUAUCAGCCGCCUCAUCCUAUUUGUUUAACUUCAAUACACUAUUGUCAUCGAAUGAUGGUUCUGGUAAUAGCAUGAACAGCAUUAGCACGGAGCAGCUAUCAAAAUCUGUGGUGCUUGAUCUUGCCGAUUUGCGUGAACAGUCGGAACAUACGGAUUCAUGGUGGUCGGAUAUAUUUGGUGAUGCAGCCGAUAUGAAUGUUAUCAUAAAUUAUCUAUGGAUUGGUGUGGUUAGCUCUCUGGUCAUUCUAUCGCUAGUCUUUAUCAUCUUUAGCUGCUAUUUCUAUAGGAAAUUUCGCACAUGGAAAAAAUGCAACAAGGACAUUAGAGCACAAAUCCAUGCCUCAAACGAUUCCUAUUCCUCACAUGGAGUGAGCCAUCAUCUGAUUAGCUGUGAUGCCAGUCGUCUGUUGCUUCAGCAACAACAACAGCAUCAGCAUCAGCAGCAGCAGCAACAGCAUCUGUCAUCGGGCAACAAUGAGAUGGAGGCGGCCUUCUAUCAAAUUGAAUCCCCACCUUGUUAUACAAUUGCCACUGGUUUACCCAGCUAUGAUGAGGCACUGCAUCAUCAGCCGCGUCAUUUUGCCUAUGGCAUGAAGUUUGUAUAUCCCAGUCUUGCUGCUGUUCAUCAUCAUCAAGCACAGGCCCAGGCCCAGGCCCAGGCACAUGCACAGGCACAAGCACAAGCCCGCAUUUGCAAUUGGGAAAAGGACGAACUGCAGCAGCAUAAACUGCAAAAGUGCAAACUGUCAGCGGCAGUAGCAGCAGCAAUGGCAACAUCGGGGCAAGAGGAGAAUAAAGCCAAUGCCGCAGCCUCCAACUCAGUCUCAGUUUUGCCUUCUGCCAUUUGCAUUAACAUGCCGGAUGAACCAAAGCAGCAUCAGCAUCAGCAGCAGGAGGAGCAACAGCAGCAACAGCAGCAGCAGCAGGAGGUUGCAACUUUACAGCCAGCGGCUGCUGCUGACGAUGAUUGCGCUUCAUUGGUUGUUGUUGUUUCGGCGUGAUUGCCCAGCCACUAAAGAGUUGAGUUACGCAAGGGUCGGAGAGUGGGAGGAGUCGUGGGAGUAGCAGUAUGGACAGCGGCAAAAACAGAAGCCGUAUGAAUGGAUGGGAGGGAGGAUGGUUUCGAUGCUUAGUCACUUGUAAAUAGUUUGUGCAACAUCGUCUGCUAAUUUAGAGACUUCUAGCCUAAAUAAUCCAUACAAUCUACAAAGCCAACCAAGAAUAUUUACCCUUAAUUUUCCCGAUAACAAAAUAUAUACCCUACUCUUCCCCCCAACCCUUGUGUGGGUCUCACUGUUUGACUUUAGUUAAAAAAAUUAUUCUUUUUUUUUUUUUUAGUUAUUUGUUAUGUAAUUAUUGUAUUAUGCCCAAGACUGAGUAUUAUUUAUUAAAAGUAUUUUGUAAUGAUGAAGAACGGAGCUAAGUAAUUUAACUAAAAAAUUGUCUAUCGAUUAAGUACUAUUAAAUGUUAAGCAAAAUAUAUAUGUAUGUAUAAACAACAAAUUACAAA